Rotaria sp. Silwood1 is the source of this 726-nucleotide messenger RNA. The record is from the annotation of a GenBank genome assembly. NCBI's taxonomy places the organism in Eukaryota, Metazoa, Rotifera, Eurotatoria, Philodinida, Philodinidae.
AUGCGUCGACGUUCUCUUUAUUACUUUACAAAUAUCGUCGUACCUUGUUUUCUUAUCAGUUGUAUGACAAUACUUGGAUUUUUAUUAUCACCGGAUAGUGGUGAAAAAUUAACCUUGCGUGAGUUAGAAUUUGAUGAUAAAAGAAUUGUUCUUAUACAUUUUAAAUCUUCAGAGAUAACAACUCUUCUAAGUGUUGUUAUGUUCAGUUUACUUCUAUCGGAUAUUCUGCCACCAAGUUCAACUGCUAUACCGAUUAUUACUGUUUAUUUCAUGUGUGUUAUGAUCUUGUCAGCAGUAUCAGUUGUUGCAUCAGUAUUAAUAUUAUCACUUCAUAAUCGAAACUCUAGUAAUUAUACAAUGCCAUCAUGGAUUCCUUCUGAACCAUUAUUGAACAAUUCACUCGAGUUGUUAUCAACCAAUGAUAUAAAUAUCGACAAGAAACCUUUAGAAUUCGCUGUACCUCCAGCAACGGAAAUUCAUGGUUCUCGUUAUCAGCAAAAUGCAUCUAAUGAAUUGUAUACAUGUGAUACAGAAAUGAAUCGUUCUGAGUUACGUUUUAUUAUUUCUCAACUUGCUAUCCUUGUUAAUUAUUCUCAACAAAAAGAGAAAGAUGAUAAUGAAUCUCAAGAUUGGCAAUUUGUGGCAAUGGUCAUGGAUCGUCUUUGUUUAGUAGUUUUUGCUAUAAUCAUGCUUCUUUUUACUGCACUUACUUUUCUUAAGGUUUAA